UGGCUGCCAAGCAUCCAAUCCAGACUUAGACGGCAGCAAUCGAGGUACACAACAAAAGGUGUCCCAGUCGCCCGCCUACUUUCGCACUACCCAACAACCAAGAUGCAGUCUGUGCAGCGCCAAUUCACAAAGCUUCGAAGCAAAGGCCCCGGCAACAAUGCUGCGGUCUCUGUUUUACUGAAGGAGUACGAAGAUGCGGACCAGCUCCUUGCAAGGCUACUCGAAAACUCCCGGGCCUGGAGGGAUGCCUGGGCCUCGCUCAUCCACCAUCAACUACAAUUUGUCGUCGAACUCGAAGGCCUCUACGAUCCCAUUGUCGGCGCCUCCGAUGGCCAUGGCCGCGAAUCCGUCCCUACCCCCCGGCUACAACUCGAGCGGACAUUCAGGUUGAAGCAGGCCUAUGGCGAACUCAAGUCCGAGCUGGCGGAGGAAAUUGGCACGAUCGAAGAGCGAGUGGUUCGACCGGCUGUGGAAGCACGGGAUUGUAUCGCGCCAAUUCGUAAAACGAUCAAGAAGCGAGAGAACAAGAGGCUGGAUUACGAAAGGGCCCAGGACAAAGUCAGCAAGCUUCACAAAAAACAUACAAGGACUCCAAAGGAGGAAGCUUCUCUGGCAAAGGCUGAGGCGGAGAUGGCCCAAGCGGGUGAUGAAUUCGCCAUUGCAGAUGAACACCUCCAAUCGACCCUGCCGCCCAUCAUAAACGCUUCCUUCAGCCUGGUACCUUGCCUGCAAGCAGCCUUGGUUCUGAUCCAGAACCGCCUGUUGGGACUAUAUUAUACAACCGUUCACGGCUACUGCAUGGAGUCCGGGUUCCCCUCACCUCCGCCUCCCAUGUCCGAGGUGGUAGCGGCAUGGGAAGCCGCCUUCGUUCCCGCUCGGGAUGAUUUCGAGUCCGUCAGCAUCGUCGCCCGCGGCAAGGCAGCCCAUUCACCCAUGGCCCUACAGGCCCCCGAAGGCCCAGGCCGACGGAUUUCGGCCAUGAUACCCGGGAGGAACGACAUGCGUCGAGUCACUUCACCAAUGCCAUCCACAUCCAGUGCGUCAACAUACGGCGGCGGCGGCGGUCAUCCAGGACGCAACAAUCUUCGCAUCCCCUCUGCAGGUGGUUACCCCUCCCGCACCCCGUCGCCCGCGGCAUCCGAUCGAUCCUCGUACGCCUCCAGCCCGCCGGCCUCCUCUUAUUCCGGCUACUCCGGCAGCCAAAGCCAGCCAAGGAGACUCGAGUACCUGGCGCCUACCGACUUCACCACGGCUACUUCCCUGAGCGACCGAGGCCCGGUAGACCGCACCACGCUCGAGAACAAUAGGCCUUUUCCGAGGUCUCCGUCGACUCCGUCGAUGUCGAUCAACAGGGCCCAUAGCCCCCAGGCUAUUCGAAGUGCUGGCAAUAGCAAUGGCAACGGAAAUGGAAACGAUUACUUUGCUCUAGCGGUCGCCAAGAAGAGACCUCCUCCCCCUCCACCGCCGAAGAAGAUCGCGAGCCAGCAGCAGCUGGUUGAGUAUGUGGUUGCGCAGUACGCGUUUGCUGGGCAGGGCGCGGGAGAUCUGGCGUUUAACGAGGGCGACAGGAUCAUGAUUGUCAAGAAGACGAAUACGGAUCAGGACUGGUGGGUUGGUGAGUUGAAUGGGAAGAGGGGCAAUUUCCCGGCGAAUUAUUGUAAGCCGGUGUGAUUUUGUUGGUGCUGUUUACUUACUGCGGAGCGGGAUAUCCUGGACCGCGAGCGCGUGUUUUUGUUUUGAAAGCGAAUUCAGGGGGGUAAUUGACCUGUGUGAUGGGCACAACAACUUUCUGCUAUUGCCCGCAUGAGGAGUUGAGAGGGCUUCGCCGAAGCGUGGUUGAUCGGUAACUCAUUUGUAUGAUUUUGUAAACUAUAAUAGUUCAAGGGGGAAACGAGCU
Molecule: messenger RNA, 1897 nt
Organism: Neurospora tetraspora
Lineage: Eukaryota; Fungi; Ascomycota; Sordariomycetes; Sordariales; Sordariaceae
Exons: 3
Coding region: 103-1671 (522 amino acids)
Biological process (GO): plasma membrane tubulation; actin cortical patch localization; endocytosis
Cellular component (GO): medial cortex; mating projection tip; Rvs161p-Rvs167p complex
Molecular function (GO): protein binding; lipid binding
Source: RefSeq, a predicted model, not a curated record